UAACUAUUUUCUCCAGCACAUUCAUGCAAUUAAAAACUGACUUAUUUAAGAUUUGUUAUAACAUUUCAGGUCAAUUGCUUGCGCGUCAAAUUUAACAUACCACCGUUCAUUUGGGGCAGUGAGGGAGGACCAUGGAUGCGCCUUGCGCUCAAAACAGCCAUCCAGAUUCUUGCCGAACCCAACAGGCUACGUCAGAGAAGGGCGGGUAAAAGUUGGCUUCACGGCUGUGUGCAUCGUCCUGGUACAGUCAGCACUCCACCGGAGACACGACUGCUAGAGACAUACGUACAGGCGACGUGGACCAUAACCGCUUGGAAAGGAUGAUGUGGACGACCCUAUUGGUGUGCCUGGGGGCCCUCCUCUCCCUCUCUUAUGCUCAGUUGUCGGAGACAGAGGGGGCGGGAGGGGAAGAGGAAGCUGUGGAGCUCUUUACCACGCCCAGAGCCAAGAUGGCUGCCGCCACCUCUGACUUUGGCUACAACCUUUUCCGAGCCCUGGCGGGUCGCGACCCGAAGACCAACGUAUUCUUGGCCCCCAUCAGCAUCUCUGCAGUGCUCACUCAGCUCUCCAUGGGAGCGUCUCCGGAUCGUUCAGAGAGGUGGUUGUACAGAGCUCUAAGGUAUCACACCCUGCAGGACCCUCAGCUCCACGACACUCUCAGGGACCUACUGGCCUCACUCAGAGCACCUGGCAAAGGCAUCAGCAUCGCUGCACGCAUCUACCUGGCCCGCAGACUGCGUCUGAAGCCGGAAUAUUUUGGAGUGGUGGAAAAGCAGUAUGGGGUGCGGCCCAAGACUCUGAUGGGCGGGGCUAAAGAUGUGAAUGAGAUCAAUGAUUGGGUCAAACAGCAGACGGGUGGCAAGGUCGACCGCUUCAUGUCCAAACCCUUGGGACGGAACUCUGGUGUGGUCCCUCUCGGUGCUGCCUACUUCAAAGGGAAGUGGAUAACUCGGUUCAGUCAGAGUGGAGUGAUGGAGGACUUCCAGCUUGAUGGAGAGGUGCCCGCCCGCAUUCCCAUGAUGCAACAGGACAAUUACCCAGUGAAGAUGGGAGUUGACCCAGACCUGGGCUGCACAAUUGCUCAGAUCCAGAUGCAGGAUGACAUCAGCAUGUUUGUGUUCCUUCCUGAUGAUGUCACUCAGAACAUGACCCUGGUGGAGGAGAGCCUGACGGCUGAAUUUGUUCAGGACCUCUCCAUGACCCUUCACCCCAUGCAUGCGGCCCUUACACUACCUGUCCUAAAAUUCAGCUACUCCACUGACCUCUUGCCACUGCUCUCUGACCUGGGUCUUGCCGAAUUUCUGGCAGACACAGACCUGACUAAGAUCACGGCUCAGACGGUGAAGCUUGGCAGCCUCAAUCAUAAGGUUGUUAUGGAGAUGGCCCCAGAGGGCACCCAGUAUGCCAGCUCCAGCCACGUCCACACGCCCCUGUCGUACCGCGUGGACCGCCCCUUCCUGUUCCUGGUGAGGGAUGAGGCCUCGGGGGCACUGCUCUUCAUUGGCAGGGUGGUGAACCCACGCAAACUGAGGAUAUAAGCGCGCACACGUUUGUUUUACUAUUAUUGUGGGGACCAAACAAUUGAUUUCCAUUAAAAAUCCUAUUUUCCCUAACCCCUAACCUUAAUUGUAACCUUAACCCCAAAGCCUGAAAUAGAUAUCCUUUGUGGUCCCCACGAGGAUAGUUAACACACACACACCAGGUCCUAGGAGAGGAUCAGCUAUUGUUAAGCUAAAUGUCUCAUAAAAGCACAGAGAGGGUGGACAAGCGGCUAGAUUCCGCUGUGGAUCAGAUAAUACAGUUGGUUAAUCGUGUAGGAAUACCAUGUAUACCAUUUAGGCCAAUAGUCUAAACACUCACUGAUAUUCCUUGAAUUCUCAAGUUGUUUUCAGGAAAAGGAAUUUGAAAAAUAAAGCGAACUGGAUGGAAUAUGGGGAAAAAUGCACCAAAUAAUUUUUUAAUCUUCAACAUAGAAAUGCUACCAAAAAUAAUUUGAAUUUCUUACGAUGUUGAAACCAAACAGCCAAAUCAUGUUUAUCUUACUGACAUGCUUCUAAGAGGCACAGGCAAUACUUUAUGCUUUAACCAAAGAAAAUACUCUUCACAUUAUUGUAUAUUGCGAUGCAAGAAAUAAACAUUUAAGUUUUAAGUCUG
Salvelinus namaycush (lake trout) is the source of this 2154-nucleotide messenger RNA. RefSeq names its product serpin peptidase inhibitor, clade F (alpha-2 antiplasmin, pigment epithelium derived factor), member 1 (gene serpinf1). The transcript is spliced from 8 exons. NCBI's taxonomy places the organism in Eukaryota, Metazoa, Chordata, Actinopteri, Salmoniformes, Salmonidae. Gene Ontology annotation, biological process: negative regulation of endopeptidase activity; negative regulation of angiogenesis. Gene Ontology annotation, molecular function: serine-type endopeptidase inhibitor activity. Bases 321 to 1538 code for a protein of 405 amino acids. The record is from RefSeq and is a predicted model, not a curated record.